Messenger RNA from Paracoccidioides brasiliensis Pb18, 1776 nucleotides. Its product is annotated as pre-mRNA-processing protein 45. The coding region runs from base 1 to 1776 and encodes 591 amino acids. Gene Ontology annotation, biological process: mRNA splicing, via spliceosome. The transcript has 3 exons. Gene Ontology annotation, cellular component: spliceosomal complex. The record is from RefSeq and is a predicted model, not a curated record.
AUGGCUACUUCUAUUGCUCAGGGGCUUUUCAAGUCUCUGCCAAAGCCAAAAUACACAGGGGAAGACGAAGAACUACCGCCACAUGCCCAGCCCAAAGGUCCGCGAAUCGUGGGGCCUGGUGCUGUCAACGAGUCGCAAGUUGUCCUGAGAGUAGCUGGCCCGCCUCCGUAUGGCAAACGUACAGGAUGGCGACCACGAAACCCCGAAGACUUUGCAAAUGGCGGUGCGUUUCCUGAAAUCCCCGUAGCGCAAUACCCCCUCGAUAUGGGCCGAAAAGGUUCCUCGUCGAAAUCAAACGCUUUAGCGGUACAGGUCGACGCGGAAGGGAAAGUUAAAUAUGAUGCUAUUGCGAAACAAGGGCAUGGGGAAAAUCGGACCGUACACGCUUCAUUUAAAGAUCUAAUACCCCUCCGCCAGCGAGUUGAUAUGGGUGAAAUAUCACUAGAUCGUCCAUCACAGGAAGAAGUAGCAGAGCAAAUGGAAAAGACAAAAGCUGCUCUAGCAAAGCUAGUGACUGGCGCAGUCACAGCGCAGAAGCCCAAAAACGUCAAGGGUGGGAAGAGAAAUGAGCCUACGUUCGUGAGAUAUACACCUGCAAAUCAGAUGGGUGAUACAAGCAAAAAGAAUGAUAGAAUCAUGAAAAUUGUGGAGAGGCAGGUGGAUCCUAUGGAGCCCCCGAAAUUCAAGCACAAGAAGAUUCCUCGCGGACCUCCAUCCCCUCCGCCACCUGUCAUGCACUCACCCCCGAGGAAGCUUACCGCGGAAGAUCAGGAAGCUUGGAGAAUUCCACCACCUGUUUCGAACUGGAAAAACCCCAGAGGGUUUACAGUCCCGUUAGAUAAGCGAUUGGCUGCUGAUGGACGAGGGUUACAGGAUGUUUCUAUCAAUGAUAAAUUCGCGCAGUUUGCAGAAGCCCUAUUUACAGCUGACCGGCAUGCUAGAGAAGAAGUGAAGCAACGGGCACAAAUGCAGCAGAAAUUGGCAGAGAAGGAGAAGGCGCAGAAAGAAGAGCAUCUUCGUCAACUGGCUCAAAAGGCACGUGAAGCAAGGUCAGCUGGAGCGAGUCGUCAAGAAUCCAGAGCACGAUCCCGAUCUAUCAUGGGAAGCCGUAGUCACUCUCCAUAUUCAUCCCGAUCGGCCUCACCCAGCGAAGAUGAAGAAGCUGUCCGAGAACGUGAACGACGGCGUCGACAACAGAGACAAGAAGACGAACGCCAGCUUCGCCAAUCCCGCAUGGGCGCUGAGCGGCGUAUCCAGAUGAUGGCACGAGAACAGAAUCGUGAUAUCUCAGAAAAAGUCGCUCUUGGUCUUGCAAAGCCAACACAGAGUAAAGAGACGAUGUAUGACUCCCGGCUGUUUAAUCAGACGAGCGGGUUUGAUAGUGGAUUCAACGAAGAUCAGCCCUACGAUAAACCCCUUUUUGCUGCGCAGGAUGCCAUCAAUAGCAUUUAUCGUCCUCGAGCGCAGGGAGAUGAUUUUGAUGAUGAAGAGUCGGCGGGGGCGGAGAUGAGUCGGAUCGAGCGCAAUAACCGUUUUGAAGUCCUGGGUCGCGCAAAGCAGGGCUUCAAGGGUGCAGCAGAUGCAGAGGCUCGAGAUGGGCCCGUCCAAUUCGAAAAAGAUACCACUGAUCCAUUUGGAAUCGAUGGGAUGAUUGCUGAAGUUACUGGGGCGGGUAGGCAGAAGCGCUACGGCAUUCAAGAAGCUGAAGGCACAAAUGAGCGUGGAUCGAAACGUGCCCGUGUAGACGAUGAUGAUGAACAUGAUCGAAGGAAAUAG